Lepus europaeus (European hare) is the source of this 948-nucleotide messenger RNA. RefSeq names its product leucine rich repeat containing 52 (gene LRRC52). Gene Ontology annotation, cellular component: voltage-gated potassium channel complex. The transcript has 2 exons. Lineage: Eukaryota; Metazoa; Chordata; Mammalia; Lagomorpha; Leporidae. Gene Ontology annotation, molecular function: potassium channel activator activity; voltage-gated potassium channel activity; transmembrane transporter binding. The record is from RefSeq and is a predicted model, not a curated record. The coding region runs from base 1 to 948 and encodes 315 amino acids.
AUGUCCCUUGCUUCAGGUCCCGGCCCCCGGUGGUUACUCUUCUCCUUUGGAAUGGGGCUGGUGUCAGGGUCAAAGUGUCCAAAUAAUUGCCAGUGUCAAGCUCAAGAGGUGAUCUGCACAGGGAAGCAAUUAACGGAAUACCCUCCCGACAUCCCCCUGAACACCCGGCGCCUAUUCCUCAAUGAGAACAGCAUCACUAGUCUGCCAGCCAUGCAUCUGGGACUUCUCAGUGACCUUGUGUACUUGGACUGUCGGAACAACCGGAUCCGAGAGCUGAUGGACUACACCUUCAUCGGGGUCUUCAGACUCAUCUACCUUGACCUCAGCUCCAACAACCUAACCUCCAUCUCCCCGUUCAGCUUCUCGGUGCUCAGCAACCUGGUACAGCUGAACAUUGCCAAUAACCCUCACCUGUUAUCGCUGGACAAGUACACCUUUGCCAACACCAGCUCUCUGCGGUAUCUGGACCUCAGGAACACCGGCUUGAAGACCUUGGACAGAGCUGCCUUCCACCACCUCACGGUCCUACAGACCCUGUAUCUGAGUGGGAACCCCUGGAAGUGCAACUGCUCCUUCCUGGACUUCGCCAUCUUCUUGAUCGUGUCCCAUCUGGACCACCCAGAUGGUCAAAAUGCCACGUGCGUGGAGCCCACGGAGCUGUUGGGGUGGCCCAUCACCCAGGUAGGGAACCCACUCCGCUACAUGUGCAUCACACACCUGGAUCGCAAAGACUACAUCUUCCUGCUGCUCAUCGGCUUUUGCAUCUUCUCGGCGGGCACCGUGGCUGCGUGGCUCACAGGUGUGUGUGCUGUGCUAUACCAGAAUGCCCGCCGCAAGUCAAGCGAGGACGAGACCGAGGACGAGGCCAGCCACAGGGUGGAAGUCACCAGGAGGAUUUUUCAAACCAGGGCUAACUCAGUGCAUAGUGGGUUCCCUCAGCUGAUUUAG